CGGCGAAAACGCAACCGACUCAUCUGAAAAAUUUUAUAUUUCCCGCGUUUAUCAUUUUCACGGCCUAAUUCAAACCUCUCUCAAGCAGAACGCCUCUCUCCGGCGAAAGGUUCUGACCUCACUAGUUAUUCUUAAGGACGCUUGGAGAAUUGCUGAUCCCUGUGGUAGGUUCUGCCUUCUUAAUUAUUCUUUUAGGACAUAGUACAAGUGAUUCUCCUCAGACCCUAUUGAGUGCUGGAAGGUUGAAACACAAUGGAAAAAGGCAAGCGCCCAGAUAGAAGGUCAAAAAAGUUGGGGAAAAGGUGUGUGAAGUCUGCUGACAGGGUUGGAGUUCAGAAGUCUAGAAAGAUUAUUUCUCAGGAGAUGAAAGCUCUGGACAACGCACACAUUGAAGAUAGCUUGAAGAAUGUAGAGAGUUCAGCUGAUCGAACUAAUCCAGCAGAAGUGACGGAGAGGAUACCUCUUCUUGAUCUUUAUCCCACACAGAUGCCCCAUCCUCGCACAAAAAUCAAGCUUCAACUUUUUCCAAUAAAUGAAAAAAUGCGUAUGGCAGUGGAAAAGGAGGGAUAUCAUCCAUAUUUGGAACUGACUUUAAAGGCUCGAAAGAAAAUUUCUUCGGUCUUGAACCAUCUAAUUAGCAAGUGGGGAUCUAAUGUAGCACGAGGGGAGCUCACGCUUUUUCCAUACAAUAAGCCAUCAAGUCUUGUCAGUGGUCUAAAAUGGACUCUGGAAGAUUAUGACAUCAGUGCUGGAGAUGUCUAUGCAGCUGUUGGAGGUCCUUCAGUUUUCCGCUUAAGAUACGGCUGGGUCUCCACAUCCGUUCCAAAAUUUCAUUCAUUCUCGAAAGGGUUGGAGAAAGGUUGCAGUAGUACCUUGCAAAUCAUACAUGGGGAAGGCAAACAAUCUGAGCGAACAAUGGAUGAGAUCAAGUCAAGCAAUAUGAAUGAAAUGAAUAACACUGCUGCACCAGAUAAGACUGUGGAUUGUCCAACUAAUCCAAUGGGUAAUGAGCCACCGUUAAAUUCUGGUCGUCAGUUGUCAUCAGAGUGUGGAAUCCUGCAGUUUGAUAGUAUAUCGAAUAUAAGCAUGGGAGGGCUCCUUUCUGAAGCUUCCUUAAUGGGAAAAUUCAGUAACUGGGAUCCAAAGAUAACAGGGGGCACUGCGAGCGUGCAGCCAGCUGAAGUAAUAACUGACUCCCUUGAUGCAUGCAUUGCUGCGGCCCAGAUGAGAUUUUCUGGAGUUUCAAAGCAGCCCCAUAAUGAACAUCAUUCGUCUAUUUUGGAUGCUGAGCAGACUUGUGAUGCAUUUUCUAUGAAAAGACUCCCUUCAUCGAGCAAAGAUACUCUUUCUCUAGAUGCUACUACUAGGGGCACCUUCCAAGAUGCGGAUUCCAAGUUCAAAUUUCCUAAAACACCUCAGGCCCAUAGCCGAUCUGACCUUUCUCAAGAUCCUGCUGGUAAAGAAUCCAAAACCGAUCCUUCGUUCUGUUCGCGGGUUUAUCAUGAUGAAAGCAGCCUUGGCCUGUCAGGAAUCAAUUGGACCGACUCUUUAGGACCCUUUGACCUUGGCUUGGCUGUUCCCCGUAAGGUCUCCUCCAGCGGUGAUACUCUUAGCAAUAGCAUGAGUGGAUUUGUCAGAUAGCCUUAACAAUAUAGAACCAACUCCAUCCUACGGAAGGCACUAUUGCAUAGUAAAGAACUUGGUGAACAAUAAUUUUGAUGCAACUGUAUAGAUUCUUCACUUUAAAUAUUCUGUAGCUUUUGUCAAUUUAAUCCAUGUACUGUGAUUAUAGAAGCUGUUGCAUUGAUCUGGGUGACUUAUAGGCAUACGUCCAUUGCAUUGAGAUGGUGUAUAGAUGGAGAGUACAUAUACUAAAUCAUAUAUUUGAGGAAAAAGUAUUUGCCAAAUCUUAUGGCCAUGUUACAGUUUUUUC
Messenger RNA from Cucumis sativus (cucumber), 1933 nucleotides. Its product is annotated as TSL-kinase interacting protein 1. Gene Ontology annotation, biological process: pattern specification process. Gene Ontology annotation, cellular component: nucleus. The transcript has 9 exons. Gene Ontology annotation, molecular function: chromatin binding. Bases 253 to 1641 code for a protein of 462 amino acids. The record is from RefSeq and is a predicted model, not a curated record. NCBI's taxonomy places the organism in Eukaryota, Viridiplantae, Streptophyta, Magnoliopsida, Cucurbitales, Cucurbitaceae.